This is a messenger RNA of Argiope bruennichi, 4535 nucleotides long. Its product is annotated as clotting factor C-like. Gene Ontology annotation, cellular component: extracellular region. The coding region runs from base 141 to 3467 and encodes 1108 amino acids. Gene Ontology annotation, biological process: proteolysis; complement activation. Gene Ontology annotation, molecular function: serine-type endopeptidase activity. The record is from RefSeq and is a predicted model, not a curated record. NCBI's taxonomy places the organism in Eukaryota, Metazoa, Arthropoda, Arachnida, Araneae, Araneidae. The transcript is spliced from 19 exons.
ACUUCCUUUGAAGUUAUUACAUCCACCGGCUGUGACGUGCACACAACAAAAAGGGCUUGUCUUCGGAAACGCAGAAACUUGACGAAUUUUUUCUGUCGAACGACUUCUUUUUAUCGUUUGGCUCACGGUCAGAGAGAAAUAUGUCAAUUGCAGCUUUUUUCUUAGAGAUCAUAUUGGCAAGCAUUGUCAUAGCAUCUGUUUCUGCUUCGAUUCCAAAUUGCAUUUCAUGUCCAUGUGGUUCUGGUAUCCAGAAUUAUACACAUUGCAUAGACAAAUCAUUACUUGAAGAUUUCACCUGUGAGAGAUGGUCACGCUGCCAGACCUGCAAAGCCAACACAACUUCUUGCAUAACCUGUCCACCAGAUCGGUUUGGGCCUACCUGUUCAGAAAAAGUGCACAUUCGAAAGAAAAGACAAGAUGAUCCGGAAUUGUAUAAUCAUCCAAGGCAUUCUAGUUCUUGCCCUUUCUUAGAACGUCCAGAAUCAGGAUCUAUAAGAUGUAGCCAGACAGGUAAUGAGAGAUACUGCACGGCCCGCUGCUUGCCAGGUUAUCAAUUUGAAGGUGAAGACGAUGUCACUGAAAUUACUCUACGAUGCCGCGGUAGAGUCUGGGUUCCUCGUAGAUCCUUCCCUCCUUGUAGAUCUGGAGGAUACUGCGAAAUUCGAGUGACUGGAGCAGGCUUCUAUAAUUGCACGAUUGAUAUGGACGGAACUCACUGUGAUAUAACAUGCGACGGCUGGCACCAAGGAAGGUAUCAUUGUUAUCCUGGAAGACCGUGGGAACCGCCGCUUCCAUUUUGCACAACCCCGAAAGAUCCAGAACCCUGUCGUUGUCAAAAUGGCGGAGUCUGUGACGUCAGCGGAAAAUGCACGUGUCCUGAAGGAAGGACUGGGACCUAUUGCGAAAACUUGGAAAGGCAAAGAGCCACCUGCCCCGAUCCUGGAGUCCCGAGAGACGGAAGCCGAUUGAAUCCCGACGGAACCGAUGCCUCCUAUCCUCGUAUGUUCGAAGAGGGCGAGUCCGUGAUUUUCACUUGCAACGGAGAUGGUUUCGCCUUGCAGGGAACAAGCUUCAUCACUUGUUUGGAGGAUGGAACCUGGUCUGCACCUCGGCCACGAUGUGUUAAUUCUCAAACAGGUUCCUCUCGCACUACAUACUGUCCUGAUCCUGGCUAUAUACAGUUUGGAACACGGAUUAACGCAGAUGGCAGCAGUUCCCGUCCGAAUUCGAGGUACAGCGCCGGACAAUCGGUUGUUUACUACUGUCAGGAUGAAUACGAACUUGUAGGGAAUAGUAUAUUGACUUGUUUGCCUUCUGGACGGUGGUCAAGUGGCAGACCCUCCUGCAGAAGAAUUAAUUUCAUAAGCAACCGACCGACAGAAGGAAGAGAUCCAUCUUCUGAUACAUCUUGUAGACACCCUGGAGUAGAUGUGAAUGGAAAAAUCGAAGAUCAUCCUCUCCUGGACCCUCGAAGAAGAGGGCAAACCUUUCCACCAGGCACUGAACUGAGAUUUGAUUGCAAUGAUGGUUUCGAACCAGAAGGAGCAACCAUUCUUUCGUGUAUGGCUUCAGGAGAAUGGACAUCAGCACCUCCAACGUGCAGAAAAAUUCCCACAACGACAGGCAAGUAUAAUCGAAAACAAACAUCAACUAGAAAUUAUUUAAUUGCUUACCCUUGCACACUACCUUCAUCUUUGUUUUUAAAAUUGAAAUAUCCUUCUAAUCUAAUGUGGAAAGAGAGGCCAACAUCGCAAGCAGCUUGCAGACAUCCAGGAGCAGUCAUGAACGGCAGAAUCGAGGACGAACCUCUCUUAGAUCCCCGUGGAAGACCACAGACGUUCCCUACAGGUACCGAAUUGACAUUCCGUUGCGACGAUGGCUUCGAGCCAGAAGAUCCGAUUGUUAUUGCUUGCUUGAGCAACGGGGAAUGGACUCCAUAUCUUCCAAGCUGUCGGAAAAAGGAUCCAAACACAGUUAGUCCACCUGCUGAGGUUACUCAGUUAUGCCCAGUCCCUGAAGUGAAUCCAAAUUCAGAAAUAGAAGAUUUCUUUCGUUUGGAUCCUAGAAAGAAGCAGGGUUUUGAAAUCGGAGAGGAACUGAUUUUCAAAUGCAAAGAAGGUUAUGACUUGGAAGGAACAAAUAUAGUUCAAUGUCUUGCCAACGGACGGUGGUCAAAUCCAUCCCCUACAUGCAACCCCAAAUCACGAAGUUCAAAUACUCGACCAGGCGCUCCUCAGUUAUGUCCACCUCCUGAAGUGAGUCCGAACGCCGAAGUGGAGGAAUUUCUUCUGGAUCCUCGUAAAUUAACUCAAAGCUUUGAACCUGGCGCGGAAUUGACUUUCAGGUGCAGAGAGGGCUAUGUUUUGGAAGGGUGGAGUACGAUUCGUUGCAUUAGAAGUGGUCGGUGGUCUAACCCAUCACCUAAAUGCAAUAUCAAACCGUCGCGUUCUGGUGGACCUUCUGUAGCACGUUGCUUAAAUCCCGGAACAAUUUCAAAUGGGCGCGUAGUUGUGUUUCGGCCGGUAGUCGAAUCCAGCACCCCUUCUACAGAUGAUGAUGAUUACGAUUUUCCUUAUGGAACUCACCUCAAAUACACGUGUGAAGAUGGAUUCUUCCUAGAAGGACAGGACAGUUUGAGUUGUGAAUCUAAUGGAUACUGGACAGGGUCCACUCCGAUCUGUGUGGAAGAUUGUGGACGUUCUUUAAUUUCUACAACCGAUCGCGUCACUCACGGAACUCAGACACUAGCCGGAGAGUGGCCAUGGACAGUGGCCCUCGCUGUUUCCAGGAACGGAGUCCCCAUCAUAGUUUGUGGAGGAGCACUUCUGGACAGAAGGACUGUUCUCACUGCAGCACACUGCCUUCCACUGGCUGACAAUUUCACGCUAUACUUUGGAAAAUACAACAGGAGUGUUCGGUAUGAUGAUCGGGAAGUGAAAGUUGGACAAAGCUACCGAUUAAUUUCCCAUCCGAACUUUAACGGUGAAACCUUCGACAACGACAUCGCCCUAAUCAAGUUCCAGCCGGAUGUGCGUUACUCGGAAAGGAUCCAGCCAGUGUGCUUGCCAACAUGGAACUCGACUGCGAAAAAUGUUGUUCCCGGAAGAAAAGGAUACGUAACAGGAUGGGGCAUAAACGAGAACAAAGUAUUAUCAGACGAGUUAAUGAUGGCCCACAUACCAGUGCAGUCGGACGAUACAUGUCUAAAAGCUUAUCAGAAGCGAGAUUUGCCUCUUCGUCUGAAUGCAGGAAAGUUUUGUGCAGGCUACCCGGAGGGUAUCACUAGUACCUGCAGAGGUGACAGCGGGUCUCCUCUAGUUUUCUACGAAAGAGAAACAGAUCGUCAUAUCAUUGAAGGAAUCGUCAGUUUCGGAAUAACAGGAGAUUGUAGUCUGCCUGAAAAGUAUACCGUAUUUGCCAAAGUUUCCCAUUUUUUGAGAUGGAUAUUAAGAAAUCGCCGUGGCUGAUUAUCGGAUUAUCAUUUGGCCAAAUGAGCCAUUCACUCAGUUUUUCAUGUAAAUUAUAAUACAAUGGGAACGAAAAGAAAGAGGGCACAUAGUACAAAUGAAACACAAGAAAUUUAGAAUUCACAUAUACCAUCUAAUGUAAUCUUUUGAGGAAUGCCUAGCUUUCUUUUAUAGGAACUAAGUUUCUAGAAUCGGAGAAGACGUAUACUACGUGAUUCUACUAAAGGGCUUUUGGAAGUUUGUUUUUAAAAAUUUGAUUUUGUGUUCAAAAUUUUUUUCGACUGAAAUGCUGUUUGAUACUUCUGGCAUUUUGAUAUGCAAUGACUUAUUAAAUAUUUCUUUUUGUUUAAACUCCAUUUGAACACGGGUCGUCUUAAAGAAACAAGUGCAAUAUGUUAUACAAAUAACUAUCUAUUGUAGGACUUGAGUGAUGAAUGUAUUGAAUUUGUAUUGUAAUGGGCAUGACGGACGUGUUUAAAUUGUAUUAUAUGUCCGACAGAUCUAUUUAACUUGUUUGUUAUAUGCCUGAUAAGUAUAUUUUAAUUGUAAUGUACAUGUGGUGGUAACAUCAUAAGCCAGAUAACAACUUCCGGAGAAGAGUGUACACUUUUGUCUAGUGGCUUUGUUACUCGGCUAUGAACCCUAACGUUGCGAGUUCGAACCUCAACUCGCACAUUGGUGACCCUGGUUCUGAACAAUCGCAUCCUUCAUUCAGCUGUCGUGGCUCCAUCUACCGGCAGCAACCACUCACACACGCUCAUCGUCGCCCGCCAUAACGCUUGGCGCGAUAAUCGCGUUCGUCGCUCGCCAUAACUGGCGCGAUAAACUCUACCGACUCACUGGUGGGGGACUAUUGUGGUGGUAACAUCAUAAGCCAGAUAACUUCCGGAGAAGAGUGUACACUUUUGUCUAGUGACUUUGUUACUCGGCUAUGAACCCUAAUGUUGCGAGUUCGAACCUCAACUCGCACAUACAUAUGGAUGUAUUUAAAUUAUAUUGUUAUGUGCAUGAUACUUGUAAUGUCAUGUGAAUAAUGGAUGUAUUUAAUUUGUAUUUCAGCUCCAACUU